UGCACCUAUUGCGGAAAGGAGAAAGAUUACACGAUGGCUAUAUUUGUUAUCAUGUUAGUCAUUGCAGGAUUGGCUGCAGGUAAGUGGAAAAUCACUAUACUUGUUAACUAUAUGUUAGCAUGCAUGCAUGCAUGUACUCUGUAAAUUGAUAAUUAAGAUCAGCAGGUCUUUUGUAAUCUAUAAUUUUUUUGUCCAAUAAAGCUGAUAAAAUAAAAUAAACUAAAAUAUAAGACAGGUCUCAUCUAGAUUUAUGCUGAAAAAUAUGUAUUUUCUAGCAAAAUGCAGAAAAACGGGAGGAAUAAUACAAAGAAUUACAUUUUCCCAUUGAUUCUUAACCUGCAUUUUUUACGUUUUCUAUAAUUUUCUGGGCGAUAGGCCGUGGCUGAUGGGGCUUCUACCUGUCGGGGGCUCUGAGUUUUUUAACUAACCCUAUACCUAAUAUGCGUUACGCCACUGUCCGUAUGGCCAUUGACACAAAUAUAUAAUUUAGUAUGUUAGUAAAUUUCGCGUGCAGCAAACGGCGAUCAACCAGCAGUUAUGCAACUUAUGCUUAUGCCCCUUUCAAUUCUAAUUCAAAUGUUAUAUACUAUCUCUUGCCACCCCCCAACACAUUGAAUUGUAGUCGUGUUUUAAAUGGUACAUAAUUGGCGUUGUCUUGGCCAUGAGAUAAGUCGGUACUCGCGGUAGUGACUUAAGUAAAGAAAGCUCACAUAUGCCUAUCGUAUUAUCGUGUACAUAAAUCGUAAGUAAUAAUGUUACAAAUGACGUCUAUACUUUUCUUCUGUAUACUAUUUGUAUUUUGUAUUAUUUUGUUCUCUGCUUUAUCACAAUUGGUUUGCACAAGAAUCCCCAGUUCCCUUGAUUUGACAAAUUAACUCGCGACAGUGUCACGACAGUUACAACCAUAUGGAAACAAGCAUAAAAGUCAUUCACCACAAACCCUUCACGACACGUUGGGGACACGUUGGCGACAGUUACAACCUGAUAUGGAAACCAGGCUUAAGACAAGGAGAAUAUUAUAUUUCUAGCUAGUUUAAUCAUAUCUGUUUAAAUACAACCAAAAAUAUUGGAAUUUUCUGGGGGUGACAAUGUCAAUAUGACUCAUGCAACAGGCCUUGCCACACCAUUUUUGUAGACUUUUUUCGCCACAAGCAUGCCGUUAUACUGAUCAAAUUUCACUUCCUCGGUUUUCCUUGCGUGGAAUUUCUUUAAAUCCGUAGCAUUUUUAGCUACUGCUCCUGGAUAGUUCCAAAAAAUGUACUGUACAGCCAAGCAAAUGCUUUGCAAAUAAACGAACCUUUCUGUUUUGUAGUCUCACCGAAGUUAAUUUUUUUUUACGAACAGUCGAUACAAGCGCCAAUCCAGACUGGUCUCGUGUAUCAGGAGCCUUAACUCAACACGAUAUCAGCCCUGAUGAUAUUCUCUGGGGAGUGAACAGUGCAGAUAAUAUUUACAUACGAAAUGGAAACGGAUGGUCUCAAGUAGGUGGUGCUUUGAAACAUGUAACGGUUGGUAAAGCUGGGGUUUGGGGAGUGAACGCUGGUCGAAGCAUUUUUUAUCGUAAUGGAGUGACAUUGAGUAAUCCAAAGGGUUCUUCAUGGACACAUAUACCAGGUGAAAAAUUGAUCAUUUUUAUAUCCAGUCAGUAACAGAAAAAAUGAGAAGGUGUAGACCUGGGGGAGAACAUAAUCAUUACAUAGAAUACUGUAUUUAAUUAUGGGAGUGUUACCAGGGCCUUUCAGAGGGAGGGGGGCAACGGGGCAAUUUGCCCCGGGCCCCCAGUUUAAGUGGGGCCCAAAAUUUGCAAAAGUGGGGGCCACAAAAGGUGUAAUUUAAAAAAAUUAUUCGGAACGUUUUUUUUAUAUAAAUAAUGGGAUUCACCCCCCCUCUCCAAAAUGUUUGGGAAAAAUAGGGCUCCCUAAAUUAAUUUGGCCCGGGCCCCCGAAUUUCUUUGAUAGGCCCUGAGUGUUACUGUUUUAGUGUCGUACAUGGUGAGCGAUCAUUCCAGUUCAGCCGGUGGACUGAUGCAGUUCAAAUCUGAUUUCACCUCUGAGAAGAGUGCAUGCGUCUAGUUUGACUCGAUCUUCAGAAAUACCGUAAGCAGUUCUGCGCGUUCUUCGGUUACCUUCUGGUUCAGCUAAGACUGGGUACAGAUCCAGAUAAACCAUCUUUAUUUCCAUUAACAAUUCAUUCAUAUAUUGUUUGUGCACAUGUAUACAGGCUCGCUGACCCAAAUCGACUCAGGACCUUCCGGAAUUGUGUAUGGUGUAAACCGUCAUCAUCAAAUUUAUUGCCGCACAGGAAUUUCUUUGAGCAGACCUAAAGGAACAGGUUGGGUGCGAGUACCUGGAGGUCUGAAGUAUGUAAGUUGUGGUGUUUAUGGCUGUUGGGGAGUGAACAGUGCUGAUCAAAUUUGGUUUCGUCAUGGUGUGACUCCCAGUAAUUGCGCUGGAACCAAGUGGGUUAGAAUAGGCGGCGCCUUGACUCAGCUAGAGGUAAGGGCUAUACAUUACAUGUAUGCUAGUCAGCGAUUUAUAAGAUUCCACGUUUUUUAACUAAUGUUGCCUUUAUUUAGAGCAAGAUUGGUUAUAGGAAAUUACGCACGUUUUUGGUGAAAUAUUACUGAGCUUAAGCAAGCGACAUAUUUGUGAACACGGAUGUCACCCAGAAAUUGGUAUUAGUAAUUUUGACGGCAUUUUGCAUCAUAGCGCUCGUGCAAGGAAUAAAAAAACUUCAAAAAUCUUAUGUUUUGUCAUAUGUGUUGAAGAUUACCACAACCCACCGGGCACACGACGUUGUUUCAACGUUGAAAUUUGGUAGAAAAAAGGUUGCGACGUCGACAACCUAAUAUCUACGUUGCUCUGACGUUGUUUUACAAACAUUGGUUCAACAGCAGCCAACAGACGUUGAAUUAACGUUCAUUCAUGGUUAAAUGUACGACGUCGAUUUGUGAACCAAUCUCAACGUUGUUUUAAUUUAACAAAUUUAAUUUGGCACAUAAAAAACUGAAUAUUUACAUAACUUAAACGGACAAUUACAUUGUACAAGAAGACGAGGAAAGUGCCAAAAGUGGCAAAACACAAACGAGACUAUGUCCCAUGCAGGGUGCUCACCACUAGACAACAAACAAAGACAAGAAACAAAGACAAGGAAGAUUAAAUGAAAAGACUAAGAGAAUGAAAAGGCAGAAAGAAUGAAAAGACAAAGAGAGAAUUGUUAGAUAUUUUUUAUUGAGUCGUGAUAAGUGAGUGUGAACUAGGUAAGUCAGGAGUGUAGGAAGUACUAGUGAGGUGGAUGUAAGUCUUGCGCAAGUAUGACUUAAAAGAGGAGACAGUGACAUAACAAUACGAAGGAGCAGACGUACAAACAUAGUUCCACAGUUUAACAAUUCUAACACAAUACGAACUUUGAAAUGUACUUGUUUUGCAUGCUUGUGUUCUCAGAAGACCAGAAGUGGCCGCGCGUGUCCUUCCCGUUGUAACUUCAACAUACUGCGAUAUGUCAAAAUCUGUGAGACCGUACAUGCAUUUAUAGAAAAAUAUCAAGUCCUUCUGUUCUCUGUCGUAUACAAGCGGGAUUAAAUUAAGUUGCAUUAAGCGCUGUUUGUUUUAACGUGGAUUCAACGUUGAAUUAUGGUUGACGAGAUUGGCAACCUAAUUUCAACGUUGUUUCAACGUCGAAACAGUAACACCAAUCCAAUUUGCAUAGUCAACCCUUUUUCAACGUCUAUCCAACGUCUGGAAGGUCAUUUCCAACGUUGACUCAACGUUGGAUAAACGUCAUUUUGCCCGCUGGAAAUUAACCUGAUACAAACACAGUUUUUAAUCCAGUCCUCGCUCGACAAUCUGACGUCCGUGUUGACAAAAACUUCGCUUGCUUAAGCUCGCUAUUUAUAACGCUCCGCGAGUGCGUGGCACAUAUGUGUGAUUUUUCAUUAAUACUUCGAGAACAACUCUAAUUUCCUAUAAAUAUCACUUGAUAGUAAUUUUUUUCGAGCAGUCAAUGACACGAAAUACUGCCGAUUACGAUUUACGACCGUGCACACACUAUUUGCAAGUUCAUGUAAGUUACACAAUUACGCAAGUCUACAAAAUCAUGACUAUAGAAACAUGUGACGACCACAACUAGUUACAAGUCCAUUUACACUGCACGCAAAAAUUUCUACAUCAAUAAUAUUACAAUACAUGUAUCCGUAACAGAUAAACAACAUUUCUUCAAGUUAGGUAACAUGUUCUUCAAGUAACUAGCUUGACUUUUGUAGAAAAUGUACCAUGUAAUGCGGUAGUCUGCAGACCUUGAAAACCCUAACCUACUGCUAGUCUUUUCUCAGUGAUCUUCAAGAUUCCUAUAGAGAAAGCUCAUGGUCUCUUAUUUGUAUCCUUAAUAUUUUGGCUGUAGUACGUAGCCUAUUUAAUGGAUGUGGGAAUAAAAAUAAUUAAGUUUGUCUCAUUUGAUAGAAUUUUUAAAAUUAGAUAGAAAACUCUUUUAUCGAUUUUUCAUAUCUUGUUUAGUUUUUGAAAUAUUAUGCAUGAAAUCAUCCUACUCCUAUACGACCAAAUAAGAAUUAGUAGAUUCAUAAAACGUUGUCAGACAAAUGGUUAUUUUAAAUAGUGAUGGAAUAAUGACGAUUGCAUAUCUGGGUAAAAUGUUUGCAUGACUUGCUUGUGACGUAACGUGUACAUCCCGCUGAAAUGAAUAUAACUGGACACUACUUUAGAUAAAUUGCCAAUCUUUUUCUUGAAGCUAAUUCUUGACCCCUAGACACGCGUGUCUAUAUCAAGACCCACGUGUUUAUAUCAUGAUUGACCGAUUGAACGCUCUUCGCAUGCGUAAAAAGACUGGGACUGACCUUCAACUUUGGUUUCAAAUUUCUGGUUGGAGGUAUAGCGUUCCAGUUAUAUUCAUUUCCAGGUUGGACGCAUAAUUUUAAAGGGUUUUUUAAAAGACAAACCAAAUUUUAAUUGCCAUAUCUCUUUAAGUUUCCUAUUAGAACACAUCAGCCUUUAGUUUAGGACAUUCUGUACACUUAUUUACUUUGCCUAUAGAACUAUUGUCGGUCCUCGUUUACAAUAUCACGAAUUUAUAUCACAAAAUGAAUUGAUGCGAUGUUAAACUAUAUCCCGCAAUACAUCACUUUCUAUCACAGAAAUAAGCACUUUUUGACAGAAAUCUAAUGUGCGGUUUUAGGUGGACAAAGAGGGUAAAGUUUACGGAGUUAACGUUCACAAGAGUCUUUUCGUCCGAAAUGGUGUUUCGUCCUCUAGGCCAACAGGAACUACAUGGAGACACAUUCCAAGCCGUCCAUUCACGCAUAUUUCAGCAGGUUAUUCAAAGAUAGUCGGGUUGGUCUCUAGUGGUGCUAUUUACUAUUAUGGCGGUAAGUUCAGAAGAUACUAAAGUGUUGGAUAUUCGGACUAAAUCUGACAAACUCUUAAAGUUUAUAAAUUUUGAGUAGUGUUUAGUGUACUGCUUGGAUGAUAAUACUGACAUUUGUCCAAAUAUAAAUUCGCAAUUUUUGGCAACUACAUUAGCAACAACAUUAGCAUAAACAUUAGCAACACAACAAUCACAGUCAAUGCACCAACAACGUAAGCGGAACAAGAUCAGCAAAAGCAGCAACAACGAUUUUAAUUUAAAUCAAACUGAUUUAUUUUCUUUAUUUAAGGUGAUUGGUCCAUUAUUCCUGGAAGUCUCAAGCAAAUUGACCAUGGGCUGACCACAGCAGUAUGGGGUGUGAACCGUCAUGACGCCAUAUAUCGUUUGAGAACGUCAACCUGGCAAAGAAUCCCAGGGGCUCUGACACAUGUGUCGGCAGGCGAAGCAGGCAUUUGGGGAGUGAACAAAUAUGACUACAUUUUCUAUAGAAAUGGCGUGACCGAAAACAACCCAUCUGGCACAUCGUGGAGACACAUACCUGGCAGACUGAAACAAAUCGAUUCUGGUCCAAGUGGUAUUGUUUAUGGUGUAAAUGUUAAUGAUCAAAUCUACUGCCGUACAGGGAUCGAGUAUGGUAAACCUUUUGGUACCGGCUGGAGGCAAGUGACCAGCGGUGGUAGGCUGAAAUACGUCAGUUGUGGUGUUCUUGGUUGUUGGGGUGUGAACAGCGCUAAUGACAUAUGGUAUCGCUCUGGGGUAACGAAGGAAAAUUGCGUUGGUGCAAAUUGGCAUCACAUAUCUGGAAAACUCAAGCAGAUCGAAGUGGGUGCAGCUGGUGAUGUCUAUGGCAUUAAUUCUGCCGGAAACGUCUACCGUCGUACUGGUAUCUCUGAGUUAGUCCCCUUGGGUAGUGGUUGGCAAAAGAUCGAGGAUUACGGUUCCCACAUCACUACUGGCCUGAAUGGACAGUACCUGUUGGUUAAUGGUCGAAUACAUUAUUCUAGUGGUAGGUAUUUAAGCUGAUAUCUUGAUACUCGUUAAUAAAUUCAGGAUUGUUUCUCAGAAUACUUUUUCUCCUCAAAUUCAGGUUGUCCAAGACGUUCUCCGUAAACAACAAUGACAUAUUUCCCUGAAAUGGUUACACGGACCACGACGAAGUAAAAUUGUAGAUUACAGUAACUCAAUAAGUUGCAUAGACAGUAUGGCAUAGUUUUGAUGAAAUUAUAAAACUGUAUAGAUUGUAUAAGAAAUACCAGAUCGUAGAUUGAAAAACAGAUCGUAGACAUACAUAAUCUCUUUAAUUCUUUAAAAUGUUUGCUUAAUAAAUUAAAAAUAUUUACUUUUGUAAUAAAUAUGCAUAACUAAUAGGAAUAAACUUGUCUACUCCGAGAAUUUUUGUGGCUGUUAUAGUUCAUUUCUCUCUUAAUACAUUUUACAUGGUAACACAGAUUAGUAUCGUAUAUAUAUUAUUUUGUGUUUCUCAACAGUCAGAUAACAUUUAAAAUGGUCGCUAUAACUGUGUAAACUACAAAAUAAUGUUAAAACAAAGUAAUUUUGAGGGGAACGCCAAAAAGAUUUUAGGUUUUGAACACUUUUCAUCGCAAAUGCACCUCUAAUAAUACACCUGCACGGUCAAACUUUGAUAUGUGGGCUUUCACCUAAAAAGCGCCUGAUUCACUUCUUUCACCUUUACGCAAGUCUGAUCCAUACAAACAUAUUUGCGAACAGCACUAUACAGGGUGUAUCAAAAUAAACGCAAUCCAUCUUUUGUGCUUAAUAACUUUCGAAAUACUAUUUCUAGUUAAACGCUUUUAGGCUUACUUCAAAGCCUGUUCUUUUCUCUUUCAAACAAACUAUUAUUCUUGUCUCC
Paramuricea clavata is the source of this 7246-nucleotide messenger RNA. Lineage: Eukaryota; Metazoa; Cnidaria; Anthozoa; Malacalcyonacea; Plexauridae. The record is from the annotation of a GenBank genome assembly.